Dermochelys coriacea (leatherback sea turtle) is the source of this 1344-nucleotide messenger RNA. It is a transcript of the gene TNFSF13B, whose product is annotated as TNF superfamily member 13b. The transcript is spliced from 7 exons. Gene Ontology annotation, biological process: immune response. The record is from RefSeq and is a predicted model, not a curated record. NCBI's taxonomy places the organism in Eukaryota, Metazoa, Chordata, Testudines, Dermochelyidae. Gene Ontology annotation, cellular component: membrane. Gene Ontology annotation, molecular function: receptor ligand activity; tumor necrosis factor receptor binding. Bases 209 to 1066 code for a protein of 285 amino acids.
GAUACAUAUGGACUAAAAGAUCGCUCACUACUGCAAUGGAAAAGUCAUGGAUGCUUUGGUCCUUUGUUGAAAGCUCCAUAUGACAGGAAAUGAUCUGGGCGUUUUGGUCAGAUAUUUUAGCUGCCCUUAGUUUCAGCCAGCAACUGGCAAAAUUGAUUACACCCCGGAGCUGAAUGUUCCCUCUGGCUUUAGUAAGGAAAGAGCAGAGAUGAAAUCCAUGGACUGUAUGCACAUCAUCCAACAGAAGGGUACCUCCACCACUCCUCCUGCUCUCCCCGGUGCUGGUUUGGGCAGCAAAGGACUCCUCUCAGUCACAUUCCUGUGGCUUGCAACGCUCCUGUCCUCUUCUCUUGCAGCAGUGUGUCUUUAUCACAUUCUCACACUUAAAGCAGAACUAGCAACUCUCCGCAGCGAGCUGAUCUACAGAGUCCAGGCAAGAGCUCCGCUACCCCAGCCUCAGGAUGCGAUUAAAGAGGGUACCCUAUCCUCUUCUUCCUUGCAGUUAUCAGUAGCUACUGCCAGGCAGGAAACCAGGCUGCCUGCUUCUGAGGCAGGUAACGGUAAUGAAAAGAGAGGCUGGAGUGCAAGCAGAAACAGAGGGAGAAGGUAUGCUGUGCCCAGAGAAGAAAUAAUGCUACAGGCCUGUCUGCAAUUGAUUGCUGAUAGCAAAAGUAACAUCCAACAAAAAGAUGACUCAAGCAUUGUUCCAUGGCUUCUUAGCUUUAAAAGAGGAACAGCUCUGGAAGAGCAAGGAAAUAAAAUAUUGGUUAAAGAAGCAGGUUACUUUUUCAUAUAUGGUCAGGUUUUAUAUACCGAUACAACAUUUGCUAUGGGACAUCUAAUACAAAGGAAAAAGGCUCGUGUAUUUGGUGAUGAUCUGAGUUUGGUGACAUUAUUUCGUUGUAUCCAAAACAUGCCUCAUUCUUAUCCUAAUAAUUCUUGCUAUACCGCUGGCAUUGCAAAAUUAGAAGAAGGGGAUGAACUUCAACUUACAAUACCACGGAGAAGGGCCAAAAUAUCAUUGGAUGGAGAUGGCACUUUUUUUGGUGCAGUUCAACUCCUGUGAUACUCUACACUUUAACAUCAGGCUUAUCACUGUUCUCUUUUUUGUUUUUAUGUAAUUGAAAAAAAUGGAAAUACCGUGAAGCAGUCAAUUCAGUCUUUUUUUUUUUUUUUAGCCCUUUUCUUCGGUCUGAUGAGCCAGCCCAAAACAGGAAACCCAACAGACAUACUUCUGAUGUGACUGUCAUGUGAAUUACCAGAAAUAUAGAUUAUUUUAGGCAAUAGAGGAAUAAAAAUACCAGACAUAAAAAUAUACAGACAUAUCUUAUAGCUUUGAAACAA